Molecule: messenger RNA, 448 nt
Organism: Carica papaya (papaya)
Lineage: Eukaryota; Viridiplantae; Streptophyta; Magnoliopsida; Brassicales; Caricaceae
Source: RefSeq, a predicted model, not a curated record
UCUCUGAGACUAUUUUAUCUGAUUCGAAUCUCCCCUGUCAACUCUCCAACCAUAAAUCUCUGAUAACUAGGAAGAAAAAGAAGAAGCAGAAUUUCAGUGUUAGGGUUAGGGUUAGGGUUAGAGUCGGGUUCGAUUCUAAACAUCAUCGGCUACUGAAGACGUGAAGCAAGAAUCGAGAGGGAGAAGGAAAGAUGAUAGAGAUGAUAUUGAACCGUAGACUGGGGAAGAAUGUCCGAGUGAAAUGCAACGAGGACGACAUCGUCGGUGACCUCAAGAAGUUGGUUGCUGCACAGACAGGAACCCGACCCGAAAAGAUCCGGCUUCAGAAAUGGUACACCAUUUACGAAAACCAUAUCACCCUCAAGGAUUAUGAGAUCAACAAUGAAAUGGGCCUCGAGCUCUGUUGCAACUAAAUCCUCUUGUUACGCGUUAGUUUGUUCACUGAUCG